CGUGACGCGGGGCCGCGGCCGCUCCCCGGGGCCGGAGCGGAGCCGCAGCCGCGGGCGGGCGCCAGGAGGACUCUGCUCCUGUCAGCACAGCUCUGUUUCACUGCUCCCUGGGUGAACAGGUGAAACCAGCCUAGAGAGGGACUUCACUCGCCUUUUAAUGAACGUCAGAAAACAGGUUCAACUCGUCAGUCAUUGAUCAUUUUAUUGCCACUAAGCUUGUUCUCCAAAUCCUGCUCUCAUCAUGUUCUGCUGAACCUCUUUAUUGAGGGGUUGUUUGGUGUGGAUGUUCCAAUGGCACAGAAGCACUGCCACGGCCUCCUACCCAGCAGAGCUGCUCCCCAGAGCCAGAGGGAUGGUGGUAGUCACGGGGCAGAGCAAAGCCAGCGCCACCCCGGAUGAUGCCAUGUCGAGCUCGGAUGCGGAGGAUGAUUUCCAAGAGCCGGCCACUCCCACCGCCACCCAGGCGGGACAAGCGCUGCCUCUGCUGCCUCAGCAGUUCCCAGAAGUUGUCCCGCUGAACGUGGGAGGGAUGUUCUUCACCACCAGGCUGUCCACGCUGCGCAGGUACGAGGACACCAUGCUGGCUGCCAUGUUCAGCGGCAGGCACUACAUCCCCACAGACGCCGAGGGCAGGUACUUCAUCGACAGGGACGGCACCUACUUCGGAGACAUACUAAACUUCCUACGAUCUGGUGACCUGCCCCCCCGAGAGCGAGUGAGGUCAGUGUACAAGGAAGCUCAGUAUUAUUCCAUAGGACCCUUGCUAGACAAUCUAGAGGAUAUCCAGCCUCUUAAAGGAGAAAAAGUUAGACAAGCUUUCCUGGGCCUAAUGCCAUAUUACAAAGACCACCUGGAGCGCAUAAUCGAGAUCGCCAAGCUGCGGGCCACGCAGAGGAAGGCCAGGUUUGCCAAGCUGAAGGUGUGCGUGUUCAAGGAGGAGAUGCCCAUCACUCCCUACGAGUGCCCGCACUUCAACUCUCUGCGCUUCGAGCGCAGCGAGAGCGAGACCAAGCUCUUUGAGCACCACUGCGAGGUGGACGUGUCCUUCGGGCCCUGGGAGGCCGUGGCCGACGUCUACGACCUGCUGCACUGCAUCGUCACCGACCUGUCGGCCCGCGGCAUCACCGUGGACCACCAGUGCAUCGGCGUGUGUGACAAGCACCUCAUCAACCACUACUACUGCAAGCGCCCCAUCUACGAGUUCAAGAUCACCUGGUGGUGAGCUCCGCGGCCUGAGGAAAGGAUGGAAGGACUCCCGGAGGAGAAACCUUCUUUCGAGGUGAGCUGGUGGUGAGUUGUGGCAGAGCGAAGGGUGGAAGGACUCCUAGAGGACAAAUGUUCUUUCAAGAUCUUGUGGCGGCUGAGCAAAGGAUGGAAGGACUUCCAGAGGACAAAUGUUCUUUUGAGAUGGCCUGCUGGUGAGUUGUGGUGGCUGAGCAAAGGGUGGAAGGACUCCUAGAGGACAAAUGUUCUUUCAAGAGCUUGUGGUGGCUUGAGCAAAGGGUGAAAGGACUCCUAGAGGACAAAUGUUCUUUCAAGAGCUUGUGGUGGCUGAGCAAAGGGUGAAAGGACUCCUAGAGGACAAAUGUUCUUUCAAGAGCUUGUGGUGUCUUGAGCAAAGGGUGAAAGGACUCCUAGAGGACAAUGUUCUUUCAAGAGCUUGUGGUGGCUGAGCAAAGGGUGAAAGGACUCCUAGAGGACAAAUGUUCUUUCGAGGUGACCUGGUGGAGAGUUGUGGCAGAGCAAAGGGAUGAAAGCGCUCCUAGAGGACAGAUGUUCUUUCCAGAUGACCUGCUGGUGAGUUGUGGUGGCUGACUGAGGGGUGAGAGGACUCCUGGAGGACAAAUGUUGGCAGCUGCGUUGCUGCUCGCGUUCCUUGGGAUCAGCCUGCUGGCAGGGGUUGGGAAAAACCUCUGGAAACUUGAAAAACCAGCCUGAAAUCGGACUGUUGGCUCAGGUACCUCAACGAGGCACAAAACAAAAUCACCUCAUGGAAAGGAUGGAGGGGAGUGGCUGAACAUCUGCCGAAAGGUGCCGCCAACCACGUGGCUUCAGGAUGGAAUUGCAGAUUUUUCCUGGCAUUUUUUGGGAAUCUGGGGUGCUACUAAAGCUCACGUUACAGUUUUACCCUCUUAGAAGUGUUUUAGUUCCUCCUUCAGCUUUAUAAAAUUUGAGUCACACCCAGCACAAAGAUUCUGGAAUUGUCAUUUUGAUGUACUAGGUAAUUAAAAAAAAAAAAAAAAAAGUAUUCCCUAUAUAUUAUUAACUGUUGUCAGGGUUAAGCUGUGUUUCUUUUUUAAUUAUGAAUCUACGUUGUGAAUUAUAAUGUUAAACUUCAAUUAUUUCCGUUGUUAUCAAAAGGAAUAGCAGAUCUGGAAUAUAUUCCUUAAUGCUUUUAGGAAUAAUAACUGUUUAUGGAAGACUUGUGCCUGUUUUUAGCCUUAGAAAUUCUAAAUGUUUACAAUAUCUACAAAAAAAAAAAGCUCUUUAGUAUCAGGUCAGUCACAAAGGCUUUUGGUAAAUGAGAAAACCCUGUCUGUAUGUUCCUAUUCGCAGUAGUAAGAGGAAUAUUUCAUGUGUAUUAUUUUAUUACUGACUCUUUUUACAUUCUGUGAUAUUAAACUUUAUUUUAGACUUAAAGUCAGAUGAUAUUAGGACAAGUGCUUCCUUCACCUCACCUUUUUCAGACAAUUAAAUCUGAAUUUUACCCUUCUUGUUGACCCUUCUUGGUGUCGUAGAAGGAAAAGCAAAAUUCAAACAUCAUAUUCAGAUACUUCUGCACUCUAAAGCAGGAGGAAAUUUCUUUUCAUGCUGGAAGAGGCAGCCACUGCAGAAUCAUAUUUUUUUCAGAAAGUCAUUUUUGUACUUCUGACACGAGCAAACACAGCCCCAAUUUCACCUACUGAAUUCAGCCCAAGACUGAGAGGGAGAACUGUCUGAAAAUCUUGUUGUUUUGUGAGGUACAGAAAGCUCCAACCCGCUUGAAGGGGCUUCAAAAUAAUCUUAAAGAGAGAGAAAAAUUAAAUAUUUACAUCCUGCAUUCCACUGGAUUAAUUAACCCAAGAAUAUUGCUUAAUUAAACCUCAGACCGAAAUUCUUAAGAACCAUUAAUGACAGCGAUCAAAAUUCUCAGUUUUCUGAGGCAAUUUUUAGAAUAACUCCAAGAAGUUCAGGAUCAAAUUGUCAUGCAAAAAAAGAGACUUUUUUUUUUUUUUUUUUUUUUUUUUGCCUUGUCACCCUUUUAGAUAUUUAAUUUAGGCAUGAAAUUGUCUCUCUGAGGUGGGUGUCUCCUUACUGAUCUCUGCAAUCCUUGGCACAGGAUCAUUGUCAAGUGCUGAGCUUCAAGGGCAGAGAGAAAUUUGAAUAGAGGGAGUUCUGCACAUUUGGAUCUAAAUUUAAGUUUGUUUCAAUUGCUGCCUGAAAUAAUGGCCUUGGGGGUUACGGGUUCUUGGAGUCGUGGUUGGCAACCCAAAAUUAGGAGUUAAACUGAGAUUAAAGUUUCCCUGCAAGCAGAGGAAGUUUUGCUUGGUUUCUUUGCUGCCUUCAUUCUUUCUUUCUUUUCCAAGGGAUCUUAACUCCAAACCGUGAUUUCUUAUAAAAUUAAAUAACAUCUUAAAGCUGAGCCUUACAAAGUUUUGGCUGCUUGUGCACUGCAGUUCAGGAUUUUCAGAUAUUUAAGUUUCAGAAUUAGAGUUAUUUACAAUUUCAGAUUUACAAUAUUCAGAUUACAGUGAGAGUUGCAGUUUUGCUGGAAUUUUUAGUGGUUUUUUUUUUUACCACUUCCCAUAAAUGUAUUCACAGAAUAUUCUGGUUGGAAUUGCAGCACUCCCUGCAGAAAUGGAUCGCAAUUUGAUUUUCACAGUGUGUUUUCUGGUCUGGCUUUAGGAAUUUCCCUGCUGUUGUUCAGGAGGAGCUGCGAUGACAAAAUGCCCGUUUCAGUCAUUUUUGUUACUCCUGCGCUGGGAUUUUGUAACUUUUUCUUGUUCAUUAAAUAAUUAAGGAAGGCAACCCAACCAAAAAGAAAGAAUGAAAAUCUUGGUCUGUAUCAGCUGUGUCUAAAUCAAAGUUCUCAUCCUCCUGAAGACAUUAAGUGCAAUACUGGAAAGGAAAACAUGAAUUUAAGCCCACGAGCUUUAAUUUAGUGCUGGGAUUUGUGAUUCGUUCAGGUUAACAGUGUUUUAAUUGUUCCAAGCAGUCUUUGUUUACAAGGAUUUAGCUGCUCUUUGCCCAACCUGUGCUCAUUUUCUGGCAGAAGCAGAAGAACUGUGCAGGUGGAUGGCAGGGGAGUGUAAUCGAAAAACUGGGUCGUAUAACGUGAUUGAUUCUCUUUUCUGGGCCUGGAGCUUUGAAAUUCUGCAUUUGCAACAAAAAAAUGGGAGCAGCUGAUCUACUAAACCCAUGUUGGAGAGGCUUUUUGUAUAGAAUUGUAUCAUUAAAAUAUGGAAUACUGAUUGAUUUUUUUUUUCCUCUAGGACUUUUCUUUAGAUCUGGAUAGGCCAGAGUUUUGCUAAUACAUAUUUUUCUGUGCUCCCUUAGCUUUUUUAACAACUUUUUUAUCUCCAAAGCCGCUUUCCCACCCUCACACUCCCAAAUCCCUGUGUUUGUGAGCAGUAAAUUGUCCCCUGUCCAUUUGAAUGUUGGAGGAAUGGUGGGACAGUUGGGGGAUAUUUACUUUAAAUCAGAAUUGUUAACUAUUUUUUACAUUGCUGUGUGUGAACAAAAACAUGAGCAGCUUUUUUAACAUUCCUUUUCUAUCCAUUGUGGAGCGGUUUUUAACAGGGAACAAACAAAGGGAGGUUUGAUAUGAAGUGAGUUGGCCAAUUCCACGGCACAUGAAAUGUUUCUGCAUCUGUUUUGUGUUUGUGAAACAGGAAGGGAAAAAAAACCCCAGGAAAAUGAAAAAAGGGAAAAUAGGCAAAAGGAGAAGAAUCCUUUAUGAAGCACUCAAAAAUGACAUGAAAAGGUGUUUAUGUACAGCAGCCACUGGCUGCUGAGCUCAAGAAUUAAAGAAAAAAUAAAUCUAAAAAUAACUUCUGGACCUGGUGUAGCUUUUAAACUUGAAUACCCAAUAUUCUGCACAGGAAUCUGAAAUAUUCCUUGCUGCACUUCCAUCCUCCUCAGAGGAAAGUGAAGGUGCUGCCAGAUUUGAUCUGGGAAACCUUUGUGCCAUAAGCAGAUCCUCUGUGGUCCUUGUGGUGCGUGUGCUGGAUUUUUAAAUUUUGUUUUUAUUUUAACCUAUAAUGAGGGAUAAGUUUCUGCAUCAUUGAGGGUGUGAGUUCUUUUUUUCUUUUUGGAAUCACUUCAGGUUUAGUUACCUUAAACAAAAGCAGUAAAUUAUUGCAGCAGGAAUUUCUGCAUC
This is a messenger RNA of Hirundo rustica (Barn swallow), 5359 nucleotides long. It is a transcript of the gene KCTD7, whose product is annotated as potassium channel tetramerization domain containing 7. Gene Ontology annotation, molecular function: protein binding. NCBI's taxonomy places the organism in Eukaryota, Metazoa, Chordata, Aves, Passeriformes, Hirundinidae. Gene Ontology annotation, biological process: protein homooligomerization. The record is from RefSeq and is a predicted model, not a curated record. Bases 284 to 1222 code for a protein of 312 amino acids. The transcript is spliced from 6 exons.